Molecule: messenger RNA, 933 nt
Organism: Acanthosepion pharaonis
Lineage: Eukaryota; Metazoa; Mollusca; Cephalopoda; Sepiida; Sepiidae
Source: the annotation of a GenBank genome assembly
AUGAUUUUCUUUCAUACUCUAUUCAUAUCUGUCUCAGUCUUUACAUAUCUCGCUAUCGUUCCGUUCAUGUCUGUCUCACGCUUUUCAUAUCUACCGCUUGUUAACUUCAUAUCUUUUUAUCUCAGUCUUUUCACAUGUCCCUUUUCAUAUGGCGUGAUUAUUACGUUUAUGUCAUUUUCACCCUUUUCACAUCUAUUGCUUGUUCUCUUCAUAUCUAUCUGUCUCAGUUUUUUCAUAUGUCGUGAUCUUUCCGUUCAUGUCUUUUCAACAUUUUUAUAUGUACCGUUUGUUCUCUUCAUAUCUAUCUUCUGUUCAUAUCUCGCUAUCGUUCCGUUCAUGUCUCUUUCAACCUUUUCACAUCUACCGCUUGUUCUCUUCAUAUCUAUCUGUCUCAGUCUUUUCAUAUGUCGUGAUCGUUCCUUUCAUGUCUUUUUCACCCUUUUUAUAUCUACCGCUUUUCUCUUCAUAUCUAUCUGUCUCAGUCUUUUCAUAUGUCGUGAUCGUUCCUUUCAUGUCUCUUUAACCCUUUUCAUUUCUAUCGCUUCUAUCUGUUUCAUUCUUUUUGUAGCAGCCGUUCGUUUUCUUUAUAUCUUUGUAUCCCUGUUAUUCCAUAUCUACAGCUUCUGCCCUUCAUAUCUAUCUGUCUCAGUGUCCGUUAUCAUAUUUACAGCUCGCUUUCGUCGUGACUCAUUCUUUUCAUAUCUACCGUUCGUUCUCUUUUUAUCUAUAUAUCUUAUCUGUUCUUAUCUGUCUAUUGUUCACUUCAUAUCUACUGCUCGUCCUCUUCGUAUCUCAUCUAUCGAAGAAUUUGGUGUCACUCUCAGACAAAUUAUCCCUGUAUCAUUAUUUUGCUUUGGAAAGAGGAGGUGUGUAAUAGCCGGCAAUUCUAAGAGCAGCAAUCAUUCUUCAGUUCCUCAAAGAGAACUUCCUUAG